CUUCUGCACCUUGUGUGGAUAUACCCCACAAACCAAGCCUGCGCUGGCUCCAGCAUCCUCUCCCUUCAUUAUUCCGUGAUUUGCUUCAUACGUCUCCGAGUCAAGAACGUCGGAUACCAAGCUCUUUUCAAGCUCACCACUGAGCUGCCCUUGCAGCCACCUCCGAAGCUUAGCGAGGCAGCGAACCUCGGCGCCUAUCAACGGGAGCAAAAAAGUAACCCCACAGUUUUGCUGCCUCAAUCUCUGUCCACCACGUCCGUCCUAGAGCUCUAGAUCCCAGCUCUAGUUGCGAGCCAAUCUUGGACCACUCCUCCCCGGACUUUACCGCUUCAUCGAAUGCCGUCCGCGACCUGACACGAACACGCUGCGCUCCCUCCACCAACCUCGAACUCGGCAACUCUCCUACUACGCAACGCAAUACCACAGCGUCGCGAUGCACUGGCUACUCUACCUCCUCGCUACGCCUGCCGCGGUCAUAAUGAUCCUCAGACUUGCCUCGCUCGUCCUCCCCGCGCGACCAGCACAAUUAGCGUCCUUUUACGCCUUCUCCAUAACCGGCUUCGCACUUUUGAUAGCAUGCGCCUUCUAUGGCAUGGUCGCGAGUGUAGUACUGAGACUGGUGGGAUACGGGGGAUUGAGCCAGUGGACAGUUGGGCGGGCAUUCAAGUGGAGCAUGUGGUUGACAACGGGAGUGAGCUUUAGGGUCAGCGGGAGUAUGAAGACUUCAAGCGGUGGAAAUGGAGAGGAUGCGCUCAAGGAGAGACCGGCUGUGUUCGUGGGGAACCACCAGACAGAACUCGACGUCCUCAUGCUAGGCUGCAUGUUCCCCCAAUACUGCUCCGUCACCGCCAAAAGCUCACUGAAGUGGGCGCCUUUCUUGGGCUGGUUCAUGGCCCUCUCGAAAACCGUCUUCAUAGAUCGCGCAAACCGCACCACCUCCCGCGCCGCAUUCGAUACUGCCGCCUCCACCAUGACCACCUCCCGCCAAUCCGUAUUCAUCUUCCCCGAAGGCACGCGUUCUUAUGCCUCUUCGCCCACGCUAUUGCCUUUCAAGAAGGGUGCCUUCCACCUCGCCGUCCAGGCACAGGUGCCGAUUGUACCGGUCGUGUGCGCGAACUAUAGCCAUGUGUUGGACGUGAAGAGAAAGUUGGUUAGGCCGGGGGUUAUUGACGUGACGGCGCUACCUCCCAUCAGCACAACAGGAUUGAAGCCGGAAGAUGUUGAUGCGCUAUUGGCGAGGACAAGGGAUGCUAUGAUGGAGGAGCUUAUUAGGCUGUCGCAUGUUUCCGGUCAGGGCAACGGCGAGCCACUUCCACGGACAUCAGGGGUUGAUGAUGAACAACGGGGGGAGCUGAGAAAGCGAGCCUAGAGAUUCAUCUAUAUGGCCGUCAUGAGCGGGGAGUAUGGGAGAAGACGAAGCUGAAGCGAUGCAGCACAUAUGGCGUUUGCCAUGGAGUUCUGUUCUGAUGCAUUAUGAUAUCCCGCAGUCAUUGGUGCGGCAUUUGCUCGAGUAGCAUGUACAUAGCUAUGGUAUUGCAGCAUGAAGAUUUACAAAGCAUGACGAGAAAGAAAAGUUAUCAAAUAAGAACAGCAGUACUGCACUUUUCGCGGCUUACAGGUCAC
Messenger RNA from Cucurbitaria berberidis CBS 394.84, 1623 nucleotides. Its product is annotated as 1-acylglycerol-3-phosphate O-acyltransferase. NCBI's taxonomy places the organism in Eukaryota, Fungi, Ascomycota, Dothideomycetes, Pleosporales, Cucurbitariaceae. Gene Ontology annotation, biological process: phosphatidic acid biosynthetic process. Gene Ontology annotation, cellular component: endoplasmic reticulum; membrane. The record is from RefSeq and is a predicted model, not a curated record. Bases 434 to 1369 code for a protein of 311 amino acids. The transcript is spliced from 3 exons. Gene Ontology annotation, molecular function: 1-acylglycerol-3-phosphate O-acyltransferase activity.